AUGAUCUUCAUCCUCGUUUACUGCACUGCCAUCUCUGGAGGGCAUAUUAACCCAGCAGUGACGUUUGUCCUUUUCUUAGCCCGUACAGUGUCACUAAUCUGUGCUGUGAUGUACAUCGUGGUAGAAUGCUUGGGUGCAAUGUGUGGUGUAGGGCUAGUAAAGGCCUUACAAAAAUCCUAUGUGCAGUAUGGUUGCGGGGCGAACAAGAUCGCCAAUGGCUACAGAAAAGGUGUGGGUUUGGCAGCUCAAAUUAUUGGCACCUUCGUCCUUGUCUACAUUGUUUUCUCUGCUACUGAUCCCAAGAGAAGUCCUAGAGACUCCCAUGUCCCUGUAUUGGCACUACUUCCAUUUGGGUUUGCAGUUUUGUUCCCCCCUUUGGUGGGUGGCACAACCAGGAUGAUUAAUCCAACUGAGGAGGUAGCUGAGGCAAGGUUGAAAUAUCUGCAGAAGUGUGCUCCAUAUGAAUGGAAAAUUGUUAAAUGA
This is a messenger RNA of Telopea speciosissima, 483 nucleotides long. RefSeq names its product aquaporin PIP2-4-like. Gene Ontology annotation, cellular component: plasma membrane. Bases 1 to 483 code for a protein of 160 amino acids. The transcript has 6 exons. Gene Ontology annotation, biological process: transmembrane transport. The record is from RefSeq and is a predicted model, not a curated record. Gene Ontology annotation, molecular function: water channel activity. NCBI's taxonomy places the organism in Eukaryota, Viridiplantae, Streptophyta, Magnoliopsida, Proteales, Proteaceae.